GGAUUAGCUGUAAAUGAAAAAAAUUGCUUCGAAAUGCUUUGAUUUAGUUGAGAAAUAUGACAAGCAAGGCCAACUCAAUCGUUGAAAAAUAUUAAGACUGUAGGGAAAAAAUUCGGUUACCACUAACAACGAUCAGCAAAGCAUCGAUCAAUAAAUCACUUUUGUAUUUCAAAUGUUGACUGUUUGUCAAACAAGAAGCAACGGCGAUUCGAUUGCGACAAUCAAGUAUCUCAUAUUGCAUUAUCGAAAUUGACUGUUUUUUUUGUCCAAUUAUAUUCCGUUUAUUCGUCAAAUAAAAACACUGAACAAGGACGACAAAAAAUUGCCAUUGUCGAUUUAUAUUCAAUUGUAAUGAUUUCUCCGAUGUUACAGCAAUGAAAUAAAAUUUUAUUACAAACCACACAUCUAGUUUUAUGCGGCUUUGGAACAUUGCGCUUCAAACAAUUGAAUUCAUGUUUUCCUUUUUCCAUUUUUGAAUCACGCGAAUUAUUUUUUAGUUUUCACCGUAAAAUACUGAAACAAUGUAAAUCUGUGUUGUUGAAAGAGCACUGAACGUAUGCACUCGUUGCGUUUAGAUCAUCGGUUAACAGUUUGGUUAGAGGUAACUUUGACAGUUCCUUACAGCAACACCAUUUAAGAUACUGUUCAAUACCAUUCACUUUACUUGAGAAAACAAUGUAUGCGUAUGGCACCAAUUUUUAUUACUGAUUAAAAAAAAUCAUUAUUUUCAAUAAGUUUCGAGUUGGUAUUACAUAUCUAUGUUGAAUUAGUACUGUACUAAUUUCGUUGGCUCUGGAAUGAAUCAACGAAACGAUUGACGUAUGCGGCCACCACCACCGCUGCUGACGUAUUAACGAUAAAAUGUAUUUUGCUGAGUUGCACAUUUGUAUACAGUCGACGUUCGCCAUUUCUGUUGAUCCAUUCCAAUAGUCUGAUUCAUUAUAUGUGUUUUAUCUCCUGAAAUCACUUGUUGCUUACGUUGCGCGUCGAAAUUGGCUAGCAUAAUCCCAUUUCGAUUUUUGAUUCCACUAUCAAGAAGUUCAAGUAGCAAUUUGAAAAGAUAAACGUUCAUCAUGGGUGCCAAUCAAAGUGCUGCGCCGAAGCGUAUGACUUGCAGCAGCGUUUCAGACUUGCUAAGCAGUUUGAAACGUAACGGCACUACGUCCGAGAAUAUUGUGUUGGCUAAAAUGAAAUUUGACAAGCCGAUUGCGAAUCUGCCAGUUUUGCCGGGCGUUUUGAAGGUCUCGUUUUUGGACUCGGUCAUCAAAAAUGAUAGCAUUUUGCAAUUCAAUCAAUGGUGUCCAAAUGUUGCCGAACUGGCGUUUAUUCGUGUGAAAUUUUCGGAACGUGCUUAUGAGAAUUUCACCAACGGUGGUAAUACAUUGCCAACGGUCAAAAGCCUGACGUUUCACUUCAAAUACGACAUGGAAGGAUUCGGUUAUUUCAUCCAGGAAAUGGAUGAGAAGCUGCCAUCGCUGGAAAAUCUGGCAUUGAUCUUGGUUGCGGCUGAUUCCGAUGAAUAUGAACCAAUGUGGGAUGAUGAACAGCCGUAUGAACCGAUUUACUUCAAAAAUCUGAAGAAACUAUCACUAAUCGCAUUUGGUGAUGAAGGUGAUCGUGUUUUUGAUUACAUGGACAUUUCCAAUGAAAAACUGGAAGAGCUGUCGUUCACUGCAAUGGGGUUCACCAAAGACAACCUAAAAUGGAUCAAAUGCUGCGAACAGUUGAACAAAUUAACCCUUGGUUGUCCAAGCCUUGAAGGAAACGACCUAAAACUGUUGAAAGGCAUGAAAAGUCUGAAAGAGCUCCAUCUGGAGAUCGGUUCGAUUGAAUGGACUCCCAAGAAAAUGAUCGAGAUCAUGCGGAACAACGGACAACUCAAGUUGCUUUCCAUUGAAUGUGAACGCAACAAUAAACAGCUAACGUUUGAUGAUGAAUUCAAGAAGCUGUUCGAUGCAUUGGUUCAAAAGCGUGGCGAUGCGACGAUUAAAGUGACGUUCGGUAGUGGUAAAUCCAUGCGACAAAUGACAAUUUCGGAAGAAGGCUUUGAUGAAACGACACCACUGGUUGAAGCUGAAUCGGACGAUGAAGAAUUCUACUUUGAAACUGAGGAUGGUUCGUCGUCGAAUGAUAUUGAUAGCGAUUCGUCAAGUGAAGAAGAAGAGGAAAAUGAGCAUUGAGACCAAAUGGGAAAAAAAAACAUUUGCGUUUUUUAAAUGCAUCCGUAUCCAAUUUUUAAGGCUUAACAUUCUCGAAUAUAUAACGGAAGUUGAAAAAUCUUCGAAUUUAGCAAAAUAUCGUAUCGAUACGAUAUGUUUUAGAUUAGUUUAUGCUGAAUUCAAUUGCUUUUUUCUUAUUAUUUCUUUAAAUCAUUCAUUAGUUCUUGAAAAUUCUCCUACAAAGUAUUCAAAAUAUCGUUUCCAAACGAUAUAUUUUAUAUUAUAUCAUGCGAAAUGCAAUUAUUUUUUUAUAAUAUUUCUUGAAAUACCUUCAUAAGUUUUUGAACGUUGUUCUCCAAUUUAUUCAAUGGUUAAUAAAGAACAGUUCAUACAGAAA
Molecule: messenger RNA, 2556 nt
Organism: Sitodiplosis mosellana (orange wheat blossom midge)
Lineage: Eukaryota; Metazoa; Arthropoda; Insecta; Diptera; Cecidomyiidae
Exons: 3
Coding region: 1074-2180 (368 amino acids)
Source: RefSeq, a predicted model, not a curated record